AUGAGUCUCUCGCGUGCUCUGCCCCUUCGCAGUGAAAGGAGUGCCUUAUUCAGAGCAUCUCCUUCGACAUGCCGUCUCACGCAACACUACGCUCUGUCUGGUCGCACAUUCUCAACUUCUGCGCAACGGGAUGCUACAUGGGGAUUCAUUGGGCUGGGCCAAAUGGGCUACAACAUGGCUAAGAACCUGCGCGCUAAGAUUCCUGAGACGGAUACCUUGAUUAUUCGAGACGUGAAUGAAGAUAACAUGUCUAAAUUUGUGAAGGAAGCGAAAGAAAUUGCUAGGAGCAGCGGCGCUGCUGACGACGUUUCGGAGGUUCUGGUGGCUCAGACCGCGAGAGAACUUGCGGAAAAGUCGUCCGUGAUCAUCACCAGCCUUCCAGGGCCGCAGCAUGUCAAGGAUGUCUAUCACUCUAUUCUACGAGAAGGUGAACUUCCCAAGCUAGAAGAAGAGCGACUGUUCAUCGAUACGUCAACAAUCGACCCUGCUUCAUCAAAGGAAAUCGCGAACGCUAUACAAACCACAUCCCAAGGGCGCUUCGUCGAUGCACCUGUAUCGGGUGGUGUGGUGGGUGCGCGUGCUGGCACAUUGAGCUUCAUGUUCGGUGCCACUUCGCAGACUGGUCAAUUUCUUGAUCGCGUGCGAUCCGUGCUACUCAUGAUGGGGAAGAAGGCGUGGCACAUGGGCGCCCCGGGAGCCGGCGUUUCAGGCAAACUGGCGAACAAUUACAUCCUGGCGAUCAACAACAUUGCGACCGCGGAAGCAAUGAACCUUGGCAUGCGCUGGGGGUUGGAUCCCAAGGCUUUGGCGGAGCUUGUUAAUUCGUCGACUGGCCGGUGCUGGCCUAUGGAAGUUAACAACCCCGUACCUGGUGUGGUCGAGACGGCACCGGCAUCUCGUGGUUACGAGGGAGGGUUUGGAGUGAGUCUUAUGAAUAAGGAUCUUCGACUGGCCAUUACUGCUGCGGAGGAGUCGCAAACACCUUUGGCGCUGGCAGAUACUGCUCAGAAGGUGUAUAAUGCUGUUGAAGAGGAACACCGUGGGAAAGACUUUUCCGUGGUGUACAAGUGGCUGAAGGAGCACUCGCAAUGA
Messenger RNA from Aspergillus luchuensis, 1092 nucleotides. RefSeq lists its product as uncharacterized. The record is from RefSeq and is a predicted model, not a curated record. Gene Ontology annotation, biological process: L-valine catabolic process. Lineage: Eukaryota; Fungi; Ascomycota; Eurotiomycetes; Eurotiales; Aspergillaceae. The transcript has 3 exons. Gene Ontology annotation, molecular function: NADP binding; 3-hydroxyisobutyrate dehydrogenase activity; NAD binding. Gene Ontology annotation, cellular component: mitochondrion. Bases 1 to 1092 code for a protein of 363 amino acids.